This is a messenger RNA of Branchiostoma floridae (Florida lancelet), 2329 nucleotides long. Its product is annotated as trafficking protein particle complex subunit 3-like. Gene Ontology annotation, cellular component: TRAPP complex; cytosol; cis-Golgi network membrane. The transcript is spliced from 5 exons. Gene Ontology annotation, biological process: intra-Golgi vesicle-mediated transport; endoplasmic reticulum to Golgi vesicle-mediated transport. NCBI's taxonomy places the organism in Eukaryota, Metazoa, Chordata, Leptocardii, Amphioxiformes, Branchiostomatidae. The record is from RefSeq and is a predicted model, not a curated record. Bases 101 to 643 code for a protein of 180 amino acids.
AACUCUUACAGAGACAUUUGUGGGAGUGGGAAGGAAAGCAGGAUACAGAUAGUCAAACCAAAGCACACAUUCAGACAGCACAGCCGUGAAAGACGCGAGGAUGUCUCGUCAAGCAGGACGGGGAACGGAAGCCAAGAAAGUGAGUGCAGAGUUGUUUACCCUUACCUAUGGGGCCUUGGUGGCACAGCUCAUUAAGGACUACGAGAGCGAUGAAGAAGUCAACAAACAGCUCGACAAGAUGGGUUACAACAUUGGAGUGAGGCUGAUAGAAGACUUCCUGGCCCGCUCCUCUGUUGGUAGAUGUCAUGACUUCAGGGAAACAGCUGACGUGAUUGCAAAGGUUGGGUUUAAGAUGUUCCUGGGCAUCACCCCGACCGUUGCCAACUGGAGUCCUGCAGGAGACGAGUUCUCACUGAUCGUGGAUAACAACCCACUGACGGAGUUUGUGGAGCUGCCGGACGGACAUCAGAACCUGAACUACUCCAACCUACUGAGUGGGGUCCUCAGGGGAUCUCUAGAGAUGGUGCAAAUGGAAGUAGAUGUGACAUUCCUCCAAGACGCCUUGAAGGGAGACAACACCACAGAAAUCCGUCUUAAGUUCAUCCGGAGAUUAGAAGACGCCCUGCCUGCAGGAGAGGAGUAGGACAGAGCAGGGGAACAUUUUCUGGACCAUCGCUGUGUUAUCUGUAAAGUGAAUGUCACAUGUAGGGUAGCAUAAGGAAUGAUGGGACAUUUUGUUCUUUAAUUUGUGAUUUAAUUUAUGUGUCCAGAGACAGCAGACAAUCUUAUGAUAUUUCAAUCAAAUAAUACAUCACCGUCCUUUUAGGUGGGGUGCUCUGGCGAAGUCAACUUUUUUUUAAGGACAUUUGGUGGUUAUGUUACUUGUGAGACAUACCAUAAAGCCAUGGUUAUGACUGGAGUAGAUUUCCUGAUCCUGACCUGUUGUGUUGUAAGAAACAUAUAUCCAUGCAAUACAUUGAAGCUUUGAUAAAGAGAGAUCUACGUAGGUAAUUGAGAUGAAUGAUUUCAUCAUCAUCUUUUUGGGAUGGCACUUUGUGAUUACCAUGUGAGACACUGCUUUAAUUGUGAAGAUGUAAUCCCAUACAUGGCCGAGUCUAAUAUUCCCCUAUCUUUGUUCAUGACUAAAUCCAAAUUAGAUCUCUGAAGCCUAACAGCCUCUUUGAUCCACUCUAUGACCUUGGCUGUCAUUUCAAGGUUGUAUUGUAAUAUGAUACAUAAUAGUUGGUAUUGUAUAAUGGGCAUAUUUUGUUUGAAAUGAUGUGAUGACACAUUUAUGAUUAAGUUUAUUUGGAGCCAUGCUAAACUGAAAAGUACAAAAUGAUGUAUAAAUGCUAUUAUAUUUGAUGAAACUGCUGAAUAUUAGUUAUACAUGUAUGUAAUGCGACAUUGUUGCAUGACAUGGAUAUUUAAUCUUGAGAUGUACAUACUAGUACUACACAUUUAUCAGUUCUGUUGUCUGAAGAGUUGUUCUUUCCUUCCUCAUUUGUCUGUGAUGUAGUACACACACACAGUCUAUCAUGUUCCCUUAUGCAUGUUGUACCUAUGUGGUAGACCCUGUCGUGCUUUGGACAUCAACAUUGUAUAGAAAUUGUUGUCAUCAUCACUCAACAUCUGCACAACAUCAAUAUCAUGCAUAUGGUUGCCACAUGUCAGUUACAGUAUGUACUGAGGUAAUCCAUUGUUUCCUAUUAACUGUGUAAUGUAAAUUGUGUACAAUGUUCAUGACGGUUUCAUUUUUACAUUUUUUUUGUCGAUCAGUUACUGUGAAAUCAUGACCCUGCGAGUGUUUUGUUUUUCUACUGCACUACAGAAUUGUUUGACCUACAAAGUUCAACCAUUAUGAAAAACUGUUUUCCCCUCAAAAUUUACUGAGGAAUAAACUUUGGAAUGCUGUAGAAUGCUGAAUGCUAUAGAAUAUAUUCUGAUCUACAGUACUGAUUUGGAUAUUCAUCAUUCAGAAUGCCAUGGAAACACUCUCUGGUCAGACAUUGCAGCGUCAGCCAGCUAGACAACAUUUCUAAAUUGAUAAAUGUGACAGUGAGUCAACAGCAUUGUGUGGUCAGAGGUAUAAAUCAUUAGAGCCUGUCACUUAACAUGAUUGUGAUGCUUUAGAUGUCAGUUGUACAUGUAUGCAGAAGAGCUCAGUAUGGGGACUGAAGUGAAUUAUAACCAACCAUUGCCCAAAGGACAUCUGGCAAUUAUAGAAUGUGGAAGAUUGUCAAAAACAUUGUUCUGUCUCAGUAUGUUGUAUGAUGUGCAACCUUUUAAGAGAUCAGUUUUGUUACUCACGAAUAUAUGUAUGACGAUA